GCUAAUUAUUAAUUAACCCACAAAUUAGUAGGUUUCCUACUACUAGCUAGCAGUGAGUAUUAUUGGGCCUCACAAAAUAUGUUUGUCAUGUGGACCAAAGUAUGGGAUAGUAUUGUUGGGCCUCCCGGAGCCCAACUCCUUGUCUGUGGUGAAUGGCUCCAAAUUUCCCCCUUUUCCUCGCUCACUGUCUUGUUUUCGGCUUGCUCCUACUACUCGGAGACUGCGUGCGGUGCUUUGCUGCGGAUUUCCCCAGUCGUCGUCGUCGUCGACCUUCGCACUUCCCUCGAUUACUACUUGCUGCUUUCCGGCGAAAGCCCUAGCUAUCUUCAACAAUGCAGUGUGCAAUCUCUGGCGACGUGCCGGUGGAGCCCGUUGUGAACGCCAAGUCUGGCCUUCUAUACGAGAAGCGCUUAAUCGAGGGGUUCAUUCAUGAAACUGGAAAAUGCCCCGUAACUGGGGAACCUCUUACAGGAGAUGAUCUGAUACCCAUUAAAAUGGGGAAGAUUGUGAAGCCCAGAACCGUUCAGACCGCUAGCAUUCCUGGAAUGCUUGGCAUGUUUCAGAAUGAAUGGGAUGGGCUCAUGUUAUCCAAUUUUGCUUUGGAACAACAACUACAUACUGCAAGACAGGAGCUCAGUCAUGCACUCUACCAGCAUGAUGCAGCCUGCCGUGUAAUUGCAAGACUUAAAAAGGAAAGGGAUGAAGCAAGAGCAUUGCUUGCACAGUCAGAUAGAAAGAUUCCUAUGUCGGCCACAUCAACUGCUGCAGCUAAUACUUCUGCUGUUGCUAAUGGAAAAAGAGCAGCGGAUGAUGAUGAUUUGGCCCCUCCUGGAAAGAAGCUUCGUCAAGGAAUUUCAACUGACAUAAUUACUGAGCUAACAGAAUGUAAUGCUGCCCUUUCACAGCAACGUAAAAGGCGACAGAUUCCUCCAACCUUGGCAUCUGUUGAAGAGUUGGGGAGAUACACCCAACUUUCCAGUCAUCCACUUCACAAGACAAACAAGCCAGGAGUCACAUCUAUUGACAUCCUGCAUUCCAAGGACAUUAUUGCCACUGGAGGAGUUGAUUCCACAGCCGUACUCUUUGAUCGCUCAUCAGGACAAAUCCGAUCAACACUUAGUGGUCACUCAAAGAAGGUUACUAGUGUGAAAUUUGUAGCUGAUGGUGGAACGUUCUUGACAGGAUCAGCCGAUAAGACUGUUCGUAUAUGGCAAGAAUCUGAAGAUGGGAACUAUGAUUGCCGACACAUUUUGCGGGAUCAUACUGCUGAGGUUCAAGCUGUCACUGUCCAUGCCACAAAUAACUACUUUGUGACGGCCUCUCUUGAUAAUACAUGGUGCUUCUAUGAUCUUUCUUCGGGUUCAUGCCUAGCUCAGGUUGCUGCGGACACAGACAGUUCCAACCCUGAAGGGUACACGGCUGCUGCCUUCCAUCCUGAUGGUCUCAUUCUUGGAACUGGCACGUCUGGAGCUAUUGUCAAAAUUUGGGAUGUUAAAAGUCAGGCCAAUGUUGCCAAAUUUGACGGGCAUGUUGGGCCAGUAACUGCCAUAUCUUUCUCUGAAAAUGGUUACUUCCUUGCUACUGCUGCACAUGAUAGCGUUAAGCUUUGGGAUUUGCGCAAAUUGAAGAACUUCCGGAGUCUGAAUCUUUAUGAUGCAGAUACGCCAACUAACUCUGUGGUAUUCGACCACAGUGGCUCUUACUUAGGAGUUGCUGGCUCAGACAUAAGAGUUUUCCAAGUAGCUAGUGUAAAAGCAGAUUGGAACUGCGUCAAAACUCUUCCCGAUUUAUCUGGAACAGGGAGAGCAACAUGUGUUAGAUUUGGUCCAGAUGCGAAAUACCUUGCUGUAGGAUCGAUGGAUCGAAACCUCAGAAUAUUUGGGCUGCCCGAUGAAGAUGCUGAAGCACCACAGCCAGAGUCAUAGGAAUCAACUGGUCGGAGAGUGAAGCCACCUAGUCUUUUUGGCAUUCGAGAACAUUAUUUCAUUUUUGCUUCCACUGGGAUCGGAGGAAUUUUCCAGCAAGGGAGCAGUAGAUCAAAUGGUAGAUUCUAAAGUGUUUCCAUGGUGUGGGUUCCUUAGCCUCCAACAGAGGUCGUCGAUGAACCUUCCUAGGGCGUUGUAUUUAGAACAUCUGAGUUGUUAGAUUCACUGAAACACUAGUUGUUACAGCUAAUGAGAGUUCGAUUUGUACGGUAGCUUCGAAUUUGCGGAUGAUGAUAUUCUGUUCUAUUCGAUUUGGUUGCAAGAGAAAAAUUCUCCACCUUUCACCAUUGUAGCUAAUUCGGCUUGAUGUUCACCUAUUAUUUGGGCAACAAUAUGGGAUCUGUCUUCUAAGUUCUAACUAUUGGUUGGUUAAAUUAGCUGCUGCUUCUGAGCAUCGCUCCCUCCUUCGUCCCAACUCCGCGCGGGAUAAGGAUUAUACAUAUAUGCAACUGCUAUACUCUACUACUUGAAUUCAAAUUUCCAAAACUGGAGUUGGAAUUCCAACCAGUGCUUAACAUGACCAUAUGUCCCUACCAACUGAAUCCAAAACUAGAACCAGAGCUAAUUAUGAAUGAAGAUCCUCCUUCCCCUACUCUUAAGAUUAACUAUUCGUCGUCCCUGGUAGCUUCCUAACAAUGAAUGAUUUCAACAAGGAAUUACACAGCAUCGUCAACCCUAAAAGAAUAAAGAAUUACAGGAUCA
Molecule: messenger RNA, 2687 nt
Organism: Linum trigynum
Lineage: Eukaryota; Viridiplantae; Streptophyta; Magnoliopsida; Malpighiales; Linaceae
Source: the annotation of a GenBank genome assembly